GCUGCACGAAUUGUUGGCUUCCCCGGAUCAGUGACCAGCCAAGGCAAUUUGCGCCUAUUUGAGGCGAUGUAUGUGGCCCGGACAACUCAAGCGGAGCUUCGAACAGCGCAGGCGGUGGCGCGACAAGUCAAGGUCAAGAGCAGUGGGACGCAUCAUUACUCCUACGCCCAUUGCAGUGUUCCCCUGACGUUCAGGUGUCGUGCCAUGACGUCACCAACCUUCAUGCGGAACAACAACAGCAGCAGCGUUAGCAGUGGAGCAGGUGAAAAUGACCUCAAACCCCUCACCGAGUGCCAUCAUUGCCGAAUUCGUUCAAAAUUGCCUCAAGAUGCAAUCGAUUUGAAUCUCCUCAAUCUCUGUACCUCAUCUUUCAAAGAAUUGGGAGAAGGCUGCAUUGCUGCUCAAAAAUCGAUAAAUCUACAUUUUACGGAGUGUCGAGUAUUUUUAUUUGACCAAUGUUUGAUAAUCGCGGAAGAUAACAAUCCGACCCCCAGUGCAAGUACUCCUUCUGAGAACACCAGUGUUAGCAACGGCUUCCAGGCAAAUUUAGGGAGAGUGGUUUACGGAUCAGGCUCACUAUUCCAAAGGAUGGGUAGUUCAGUAUUUGAUCUUAGGCCACAACGAUCGAUGCGAUUGUUUGCCGAUGACAAAUCUCAUACACCCCUCUGCGGGGGACGAAGUCCGGCAGUACGCAGAACAGUCCGCAUUCGUCGCCAUGGGAGCCACCUAAGUAGCCUGGAGUCGGACAGUAGCGGCAGUCUUGGCGGCGGCGGCAGUGGGAACUGGCCGAGGUUGGGUUGGUCCACUCCCCAGGACCCCUUUCGCCAAUCCCGUUACAAAUUCAUUCACGCUGUCAAGGUUAACAGAAUGGCAUUCACGUCACAAAUUCUCAUGUCAGAACACAACAAAAAAAUGGAAUUUAUGUCUGCAUUGUAA
Molecule: messenger RNA, 936 nt
Organism: Rodentolepis nana
Lineage: Eukaryota; Metazoa; Platyhelminthes; Cestoda; Cyclophyllidea; Hymenolepididae
Source: the annotation of a GenBank genome assembly